AUGUGGUCAGUGUGGGGGUCAGGGACAAAUGUGGGGGUGUGUGCUAGCUGUGGGGUCCGAGGCUAUGUGGGGGUGAUGUGUCAGCUGUGGGGGGUCGGGCAUAUGUGGGGGUGUUGUGGCAGCUGUGGGGGUCGGGCAAUGUGGGGUGGAUGUGGUCAUGAUGUCGGGGGUCCCGGGCAAUGUGGGGGGUUGAUGUGGUCAGCUGUGGGGGUCCGGGAAUUGUGGGGGUUGAUGUGUCAGCUGUGGGGGUCAGGGCAAUGUGGGGGUGUUGUGUCUCAUGAUGUGGGUGGUCAGGUGAUGCAGGGGGUGUUGUGGUCUGAUGUGGGGGUCCGGGCAUAG
This is a messenger RNA of Knipowitschia caucasica, 339 nucleotides long. The record is from the annotation of a GenBank genome assembly. Lineage: Eukaryota; Metazoa; Chordata; Actinopteri; Gobiiformes; Gobiidae.